Heteronotia binoei (common prickly gecko) is the source of this 3937-nucleotide messenger RNA. It is a transcript of the gene RASA1, whose product is annotated as RAS p21 protein activator 1. Bases 166 to 3192 code for a protein of 1008 amino acids. Gene Ontology annotation, biological process: regulation of GTPase activity. The record is from RefSeq and is a predicted model, not a curated record. The transcript is spliced from 25 exons. Gene Ontology annotation, molecular function: protein binding. Lineage: Eukaryota; Metazoa; Chordata; Lepidosauria; Squamata; Gekkonidae.
GGUUGGUGAGAGACUCGCCUUCCAGCUCCCAUUGUUUGCCUCUAACUGCCUCCGGCGGCGGGUCUUGCUUAGCCCUUCCUUCCUCCCUCUGUCUCUUUGUCGCCUCCUCCCGGCGGCGGGUUGCCCCAGUAGGGGCGGGGACGAGGUGGGGCGAGCCGGAGCAGCAUGAUGGCGGCAGCCGAAGCUGGAGGCGAAGAAGGCGGCUCGGGAGCGGCCGGGGAACCGGUAGGACGCUGCCCUCCUGCCGCCGCCGCCGCCCGAAACAGCAGCAAGAGCGCCGCCGCCUUUCUGGGGGGCUCCGGCGGGGGCAGCUUGAGCGCCUCUCCCGCCCCGGGGUCGCACCCGGUGGGCUCCAGGCCUGUCCCUGCGGAGAUGUCCAAGGGCUCGCCGCUCCCGCUGCAGUUUCCCGAGGGCAGCUCCAGUACCACCAUCACCACCUCAGGCGGGUUCCCCCCGCUGCCACCGCCUCCGCAGCCGCCGCUUCCGGCAGGGGGGCUGAGCACUGUGGACGAGGGCGACUCGCUGGACGGGCCCGAGUACGAAGAGGAGGAGGUGGCCAUCCCGCUCAACGCGCCCCCAGCCAACCAAUGGUAUCAUGGAAAGCUUGAUAGAACAAUUGCAGAAGAACGUCUUCGGCAAGCAGGGAAACCUGGGAGUUACCUUAUUCGAGAGAGUGAUCGGAGGCCUGGAUCAUUUGUACUUUCAUUCCUUAGUAAAACAAAUGUUGUUAACCACUUCAGGAUUAUUGCUAUGUGUGGUGAUUAUUACAUUGGUGGACGACGGUUUUCUUCACUUUCUGACCUGAUAGGUUACUACAGCCAUGUGUCUUGUUUGCUUAAGGGGGAAAAAUUAUUGUUUCCUGUAGCACCUCCAGAGCCAGUAGAGGAUCGCAGAAGAGUCCGAGCCAUUCUGCCAUAUACUAAAGUGCCAGAAACAGAUGAAAUAAGCUUCCUUAAAGGAGACAUGUUUAUUGUUCACAAUGAAUUAGAAGAUGGAUGGAUGUGGGUUACAAACCUACGUACAGAUGAACAGGGGCUUAUAGUAGAAGACUUAGUGGAGGAAGUGGGCCGUGAAGAAGAUCCACAUGAAGGAAAGAUAUGGUUCCAUGGGAAAAUCUCCAAACAGGAGGCUUACAACUUGCUGAUGACAGUUGGGCAGGUGUCAAGUUUUCUUGUGAGACCAUCUGAUAAUACACCUGGAGAUUACUCUCUCUACUUUCGAACAAGUGAAAACAUACAGCGUUUUAAAAUAUGUCCAACGCCAAACAACCAGUUUAUGAUGGGGGGCAGGUACUAUAACAGUAUUGCUGACAUCAUUGAGCACUAUAGAAAAGAACAAAUUGUUGAAGGUUACUAUCUUAAGGACCCUGUACCAAUGCAGCAUCAAGGACAAGUGCUUAAUGACACAGUGGAUGGAAAAGAAAUCUACAAUACAAUUCGUCGUAAAACAAAGGAUGCAUUCUAUAAAAAUAUUGUUAAAAAAGGAUACCUUCUGAAGAAAAGCAAAGGAAAGCGGUGGAAGAAUUUGUACUUUAUUUUAGAGGGCAAUGAUGCCCAACUUAUUUAUUUUGAAAGUGAAAAACGAGCCACAAAACCCAAAGGAUUAAUAGAUCUUAGUGUAUGUUCUGUUUAUGGUGUUCAUGAGAGUCUGUUUGGCAGGUCUAACUGUUUCCAGAUAGUAGUUCAGCACUUUAGCGAAGAGCAUUACAUCUUUUACUUUGCAGGAGAAACUCCAGAACAAGUACAGGACUGGAUGAAAGCUUUGCAGACAUUCUGCAACUUACGAAAAACUAGUCCAGGGACAUCUAACAAACGUCUGCGUCAGGUCAGCAGCCUUAUAUUGCAUGUUGAAGAAGCCCAUACACUUCCAGCAAAACAUUUUACUAAUCCUUACUGUAAUAUCUACCUGAAUAGUGUACAGGUAGCAAAAACACAUGUACGAGAAGGACAGAAUCCGGUGUGGUCAGAGGAGUUUGUUUUUGAUGAUCUCUCAUCUGAUAUCAACAGAUUUGAAAUAAGUCUUAGUAAUAAAACAAAGAAGAGUAAAGAUCCAGAUAUAUUAUUUAUGAGAUGCCAGUUAAGCAGACUACAGAGAGGACAGGCAACAGAUGAAUGGUUUCAGCUCAGUUCGCAUGUACCUCUGAAAGGUAUUGAACCAGGCUCUUUGCGUGUCCGAGCAAGAUAUUCCAUGGAAAAAAUAAUGCCAGAAGAAGAGUACAGUGAAUUUAAAGAGUUGGUACUGCAAAAAGAGCUACAUGUGGUCUACGCAUUAUCACACGUAUGUGGACAGGAUCGGACACUACUGGCUAGCAUUUUAUUGAAGAUUUUUAGUCAUGAAAAUCUGCAAGCAUUAUUGUUGCGAACGCUAAAUGACAGGGAAAUAAAUAUGGAAGAUGAAGCCACAACUUUAUUCCGUGCCACCACACUGGCAAGUACGCUUAUGGAGCAGUAUAUGAAAGCUACAGCCACACAGUUUGUUCUCCAUGCUCUAAAGGACUCCAUUUUAAAAAUAAUGGAGAGCAAGCAGUCUUGUGAGUUAAAUCCUUCUAAGUUAGAAAAAAAUGAAGAUGUAAAUACUAAUUUAACACAUCUGUUGAGCAUACUUUCAGAAUUAGUGGAGAAAAUAUUCAUGGCUGCAGAGAUACUACCUGCAACAUUAAGAUAUAUUUAUGGUUGUUUACAAAAAUCUGUUCAGAACAAGUGGCCAGCAAACACCACCAUGAGAACAAGAGUGGUUAGUGGCUUUGUUUUUCUUCGGCUGAUUUGCCCUGCCAUUCUAAAUCCAAGGAUGUUUAAUAUCAUCUCAGAUUCUCCUUCUCCUACUGCUGCAAGAACACUGACGCUGGUCGCCAAGUCUGUGCAGAAUUUAGCUAAUCUAGUUGAGUUUGGAGCAAAGGAACCCUAUAUGGAAGGUGUAAAUCCAUUCAUCAAGAGUAACAAACAUCGGAUGAUCAUGUUUUUGGAUGAACUUGGGAAUGUACCUGAACUUCCAGAUGUUACAGAGCCUUGUAGAACUGACUUGCCUCGUGAUCUAGCAGCCCUACAUGAGAUCUGUGUGGCUCAUUCAGAUGAACUUCGAACACUCAGCAAUGAGCGUGGGGCAAUGCAGCAUGUAUUAAAGAAGUUACUGGCUAUUACAGAACUGCUUCAACAAAAGCAAAAUCAGUAUUCUGUGUCCAACAAUAUCAGGUAGCAGCUUUCCUCAUUGAACUUUGCAUGAAUCCAGCAUGUCCAAUACAAUAACUUUCACCAAUAUCACUUCCUUCUUGCUCUUGCCAAAAAUAGCACACACGUUUCACGUACGCGGUGAUGUGUGAACUAUGCAAAAAAAAAAACCUGUUGGUGACAGUGUACCAGCAGCUUUAAGCUAUCUGUGCAGGACACUUGCACUUUCUUCCAUUUGGAACCAAUUUUCACAACCUCUGAGCCUUGGUGUACAGAUCACCUUCCACAAAGACUGUGACUGUCUCUUGAACUUUAUUUCAGCACCUCCAAUUGCCAAAGUCUUGCUGUCUUGUGGGGGAAAAAAACAAAACUAUAGUCAACUGCCAAGGAAAUAUCAACAGCAAAGUAUAACUGGAUUGAGAACAUUUCUUACUGUAAUUUGACUGGUUACCCUUACCGAGACUGUUCAGCCACUUUUAAUUUGUAUUUACAGCUUCUGGAGUUUGAUAGGAAAUCUUUGCUGUAUCCUUUUUAUGCCAUACUAUUUCUCUUGUUUAGAGCUGUGCUGAGAGAAGAUGUGGACUAGGUUUUCUCAGCUUUGGGGGUUUUUUUAUGUGCCAUUGAUUUGUUUUGAGUAAUUUGUUUCAAGGGCUGUAUCCAGAAAUCACAAUGCUUUUUGUAAAAUGUUUACAACAGUAAAUAAAUCAAAUUCAGUAAGUUUAUUGAUAAUUGUAUCAGGCAUGCAUUAAUUAAACAGUUUUAUAGCAUACAAA